This is a messenger RNA of Gaeumannomyces tritici R3-111a-1, 2876 nucleotides long. RefSeq names its product origin recognition complex subunit 4. Gene Ontology annotation, cellular component: nuclear origin of replication recognition complex; nucleus. Bases 1 to 2664 code for a protein of 887 amino acids. Lineage: Eukaryota; Fungi; Ascomycota; Sordariomycetes; Magnaporthales; Magnaporthaceae. The record is from RefSeq and is a predicted model, not a curated record. Gene Ontology annotation, biological process: DNA replication; DNA replication initiation. Gene Ontology annotation, molecular function: ATP hydrolysis activity; ATP binding; DNA replication origin binding. The transcript is spliced from 3 exons.
AUGGAGCCGGAAUCGGCACCGACACGAGCCAAGCGAGCGCGUCAGGAUCUUGACGCCUCAUCGCCACAGACGGCGGCAGCAUCAACAAAAAAGCGAAAGAUCAGUGGGACUGCUCAAUCACCGCCGUCAUUAGUAGCCGAUGCUCCAGACUCUUCCACUUCGGCGAGAGGGCGGGGCCGGGGCCGGGGUCGGGGCCGGGCAGCGUCGUCCGGGCGCGGGCGCGGGCGCGGUCGCGGGGGCAGCAGUCGCGGUGGCUCUCGUGCAGCAGCGCAGGAGUCGACGGCACCUGGAGCGACGCCGGGGGUCCGGCCGGACCCGUACGAGCUGCCCAACUCGGAGGAUGAGCGCGUCCCGGAGAAGUCUGCCACGGCCAAGAAGCCGCGAGGCUCGGCCAUCAAGCCCCUGGGGAGCAGGGGCAGGGGCGCGGCGCGGGUGGCAGGCAGCAGCAGCAUCGGCGUCUUUGAACUGCCCCCGCUGCGGGAGCCGACGGUGAGCCCGACCAGGGCGGUCCCGCUCGCGCCAGGCAACGGCAACACCCCGAGGAAGCCGCUGCCCACGGGACGGGGCGUCGCUGCGGUAGGCUCGCCGGCGCCGGCGCCGCGGGAGGACGAUGGCGGGUCGCUGGGCGGCGGCGGCGACGACGAAGCGGAGCCGGACCAGCAGGCCUCGGGCUCGCAAAAGGCCCUGCCCAGGCAGCGGGCGAAGCGAACGCUGGAGCCGUCGGUGACGGUGGUGCGCGGCCCCACGAAGCUCUCGAAGCUCAAGAGCAUCCUGACGCCCCACAAGGGCAAGGGCAUCAAGGCGGCAGGCGGCCGCAAGAACGUCGCCUUUGACGGCGAGGACCCGGACCAGGAGGAGCUGAGCUUCGCCGACGUGCCUACGACGACCAAGAAGAGGGCCACGCCCGUCUCGGCCUUGGCUUCGGUGCGGGGCACUCCUGGGAGCAGUGGGAAGCGCGGCAGGGUUAGCCAGCGGGAGGAGGCGCAGGCGGCGGCGGCUGCUGCUGCUGCUGUUGCGCAAAAUGACGAUGACGUGGUGUGUGUCCUCUGCCUCUUGCCUCACUCAGAGCCGCCCAACGAGAUGCUCUUCUGCGACAAGUGCGACAAGGGUUACCACCAGCAGUGUCACAACGUCCCCGUCAUCCCCGAGGGAGACUGGCUGUGUCGGAACUGUUUGGGCGACGUUACGGGGGAGAAUGUUAUCAGCGCCAUCUCUGCCCCGAGACUGCAGAAGCAGCAGCAGCCCCCACGCAGCAUCGUGGUCACAAAUAACAAGAUUCCCGAAAUCUCCAACUUUGGAGAGCACCUGCGGGCAUACCAGCGCCUGCUACUCUCCAGGUGCACGGGGAACCGGAGGAUCAAGCUACGGGGCCAAGACGAAGCAUAUAGCAAUGCACUACAGCUCGUGGAACAGACCGUUCUAGCUGGGGAGGGCAACUCGAUGCUUGUCAUUGGAGCCAGGGGGUGUGGCAAAACGACAUUGAUCGAGGGCGUCAUCUCGGAAAUAGCAGAAGCACAUAAGAACGACUUCCACGUCGUCAGACUAAACGGGUUCAUCCACACAGACGACAAGAUUGCGCUCAAGGAGAUAUGGCGGCAGCUGGGCAAGGAGAUGGAGGUGGAGGACGAGCUCGUCAACAAGACGAACAACUACGCCGACACGCUCGCGUCGCUGCUCGCGGUGCUGUCACAUCCGUCCGAGAUCGCCGAGGCAGAUGCCGGGGUCACGUCCAAGUCGGUCGUCUUUGUCAUGGAUGAGUUUGACCUUUUCACGACGCAUGGUCGGCAGACGCUACUCUACAACCUGUUCGACAUCGCGCAGGCCAAGAAGGCGCCCAUCGCCGUCGUGGGCCUCACCAGCAAGGUGGACGUUGUCGAGAGCCUGGAGAAGCGGGUGAAGAGCCGGUUCAGUCACCGUUACGUCUACCUGUCGCUCCCCAAAACCCUCGGCGCCUACUGGGACGUCUGCCGGCAGGGCUUGACGGUGGACUACGACGACAUGGACAUUGAGGGAUUCGGGGUGCCAUUGGCUGGGCGCAAGGAUUUUUACGAGUGGUGGAGCAAGGAGAUAGAUGCGAUGCGGCAGACGCGGGCGUUCCAAGACCAUCUGGAGUACUACUACUACACCAGCAAGUCAAUCGGGGCUUUUCUGGCGUCGUGCAUCCUGCCACUAUCAACAAUCUCACCAGCGGUGCCUCGGGUUCGGGUACCGGCAGGAACGGGGGCGGGGCCAACAGCAGCAGUGGCGGGGCUGUCGCUCGAGGCGCCGGACUCGAAGCUGGUGCUGAUGGAGUCGCUCUCAGACCUGGACCUCGCGUUGCUGAUCUCGGCAGCGCGGCUGGACGUGGUGGCACACAUGGACACGGUCAACUUUGCCAUGGCAUACGACGAAUACACGUCGCUGAUGGGGCGGCAGCGGGUACAGUCAGCGACGGCCGGCGUGCUCGCGCUUGGCGGCGGGGCCAGGACAUGGGGCCGGGGGGUGGCCGGGAUCGCGUGGGAGCACCUCAUCUCGGCCGGCCUGCUCAGGCAGGCGGCAGGGCCCGGCAGGGGCGGGGCGGGCAGCGUCGAGGCCAGGAUGUGGAAGGUGGACGUGGCGCUCGAGGAGAUUCCGGUGGCGCUCAAGCCCAGUUCGGUCCUGGCGCGGUGGUGCAGGGAGAUUUGACAGGAUGGUUUGGGGUUUGUGGCUGGCACUAGUAGAUGACCAAGUAGAAUAGACUGUGUUGCUCAGAGCAACGGCACACUUUGGCCGGGCACGGGCAGGGCAGGGGAGGGAGAUGGGCGCAUGUUGUGGCGCAGAUCAGCACGGUGGAGCUGUCAGUCCACCUGCUCUGCCGCCUGGCCCAAAGGAUUAGCACCCAUGAUAUGAUUUCUGGU